Closterium sp. NIES-67 is the source of this 2688-nucleotide messenger RNA. The record is from the annotation of a GenBank genome assembly. Lineage: Eukaryota; Viridiplantae; Streptophyta; Zygnematophyceae; Desmidiales; Closteriaceae.
CACCCACCUCCAUCCCUGUCCAGUCUUAUCUUUCACAUCCGCAAAUCGCUCUUGCUCCUGCACACGAAUCCUUCCAGCCGCAUAUUCUAGCAGUGGACGGGAUGACCGCAUUACGUCUUUCUAAAACUAGCAGGUCGAGCUUUAGUAUAAUUGCCAGGAAGCGCUGCUGUUAUUUUUUUCUCCGGCAACGUGACCUUCAAGAUUUUAGGCGGCUGGAAUUCCGGCGCGUAGCCUUCGCUCGUGAUGGAACUGGCGAGGAGAGGACCAGUAGGACCACGAGGUUGCAGUAGCUCGCCUCCGGGAGUAAGUCAGAGUCGCCGAGUGGAGGGCGGUCAGUUAGACAUACAGGAGGAGGAGAAGAAUGAGUUAUUGGCGAUUUCAGAAGAGGGGAUAGGCCAGAAGGACCCUGAUUCGAGACUUAGCCUGCUGAUCGAGCAACAGAGGCCUAAUUGUUGUAAAGAUGCCACUGACGGUUAUGGUAGCACUAGGAGCUUGUCGAAACUUCUUAUCCAGGGAAUUGAUUCUGCUAAUUUCCCGUACUGUUGGGUGCUCGUUGGUCUCCUACUGACGAUGCUGAUUCUCCUAGGACAGUUCUCCCUUAACUCAGCUUCCAGGAAUUUCCACUUCAUUGCUUUCAAUGGAUUCUCUAGCGAGCUAACAGCUGCGUCGUCGAAUUUCUCUCACGAGUCGUUAGGCUUGACUCCUCAGCAGAAUUCAAGCUCGUCCGACGAACCUGCCAAUCUAAUCACAGCACCGUCGUCUUUCAGUGAUUCGUUAGGAGAUGACCGGUUAGAUACCGCUGUUUUGCAGCGCGAACAGGAACUGUUGCGGCUCUGGGGAGAGCUGCUUCGGCCGGGAUCACCGUACGCGCGUCUAAGCGGCGACGCGAGCGGUGCUACUAGCUUUCUAAGCUCCAGCGGUGCUGCGACCUAUGUUGAUGCUGAUGCCAGCCACCCAGAAGCUAGCGACAUUAGCAGCAACGGGACCCUUAACAUAACACUGAAUAGCGACAGUUCGGCAGGUCAGCCUGAGGGAUUAAAACCGCAACAGCAGCAGCAACGGCAGUUAAAGCAGAAGAAGAAGCAGCAGCAGCAACCGCCUGCCAGCCGAGCGCCUCUCCCUCCCCACCUGGUGAACUGCGAGGUUAUGGUCGAUGCGGCGUACGAGUAUGAGCGAUUCAGACACGGCCGGCAUGGGAUGGAGGACAUUCCAUGGGCCCGGGUGCGAGAGAGAGCAAGGGAAUCCGUCAGGGGGUCGCUUCCAGGGCAGAAGCAGGAGAGUAUGAGUCAAGCGAGACGGCCGUUGUUCGAUGGGAAGGGGGAGGGUCAGGAAAAGGGGAGGACGCAGAGGGGGGGAGUGGUGGAGGGACCGUAUCCUCCAUGGGUGGUUGGGGCGGACGAGGAGAACUACCCUCUGACUCGCCGAGUGCAGCGAGACAUCUGGCUGCACCAACACCCCCAGAACUGCUCCGACCCAUCUGUCAAGUUCCUCUACGCCACGUUCGUUCCUCAGUCCAAGUAUGGCAUUGGCGCGCAGCUCUCCAACGUAGCGGGGGCGCUGGCCCUGGCGGUGGGGUCGGGGCGGGUGCUGGUGCUGGGGAAGUUCGAGCGCGCCAAACACAGGGGGUGCGUGAAGCGGGACCACGGGCGCUGGCAGUGCUUCUUUGCCCCGGAAACCAGUGACGCAUGCAGAAGGCAAGCCCACAACCUUAUGUCCGAGGAGCAGCAAGGGCAAACAGACCAACCGCUUCCUGCUACAGCCGCAGAAUCAGAUCUUGAGGCCGGAUCCAAUCUUGCAGCAGAGUCAGACGUGCACUCGGACCUGCGUUUGGUGCGGUGCCGCACUCUGCCCAAGGAUCUCGUGUGGUUCCCCCCGGUUCCCUCGCUGUGGGGGGAGCCGUGGCAGCGCAUCCCUGCUGUGAUGGAGAUCAACGGGCACAUGAGGGGCGCCACAAAGACUGGCAACAAGGACCGCUGGUGGAGGGCGCAGGCGUGGAGGUACCUCAUGCGCUCGCCCUCGCGGUACCUCUGCGCCAUCAUCAACCGGGCCAGGCACGCUGCCUUCGGUCCAAUGGCAGCUCGCCAGGUGGCACAUGCAGAAGCUGCACUUGCUGACGCAGAGAAGCUGGGCUUUUCCGCAAGCUCUCAGGUUUCUGGCCUUGCGCAGUGCAUUCCUCUGAACUCCAAGUCAGCCGCGUGGGUGCCGCGGCCGCUGGUGAGCAUGCACGUGCGCAUGGGGGACAAGGCGAGGGAGAUGCGCAUGGCGGGAUUUGAGGCGUACCUGCAUCUGCUCUCAAGGGUGCGGCACUUCGACCCCUCUGCUAGGACAGUCUGGCUCAGCACAGAAAUGCAGCCGGUUGUUGAACAAGCACUUCGUAUUCCUGGAUGGAACUGGAAAGUCACCAGCAUACCUCGGAUGCAAGGAAAAGAGAGCAUGCCUGCUUUUGAGGCCCGGAUCGGUGCACAACGCAGCGUUGAGAAUGCUUGGGUUAAUCUACUUAUGGCAGCUGAGGCUGAUUAUUUCAUAGGUGCUCUUGGCUCGACGUGGUCCAUGAUGAUUGAUGGCUUGCGGUGUACAGGAGGCAAAAUGCUUGCCGGUUUUUUAAGCACAUCAAGAGACAGGCAUUGGUAGUGUGGGCCAGCUUCCAUGUCAAUGUGGGCACAUCAUAUAAUAUUUUCAUCUCACCAG